UGUCACAACACAACAUUGCUUUAGACCAACUUUUCGACAUGGACAUGGCUUUAACGUUGCUGUGGUCGCCGCCGCCGGCGGAGGAGGAGACGGUGGAAAAAUCGGCGAAAUCUUCUUCGGAGGUUUACUCCGGCCACCGGAUUCAAGAGUCGUUGCCCACCGUCAACGCCGGAGACGGUGUUUGCACGGUUUGUAUGGAGGGAUUUGAAUUAGGAGUGGGCGGAAAGAAACUUCCAUGUGAUCAUAUUUUCCAUCAGAAUUGCCUCUCAAAGUGGCUCUCUCUCCACAAAUCUUGCCCUCUUUGCCGGUUCAAAGUCUCCGGCGUCUCUUCCGCCGCCGCCGGCCGGCCAGACCUAACCGCUGCUCCGGCUAAAGAUUAGGUGGUCCGUUGGAGGUUCACACCUUUUGUUUCAUUCAUUAGAAGUUUUUAUCUUUUUAUUUUCAGGCCUUUUUUUUUUACUAAAUCUUUCUGUAACAAACUUUUAUAUUAUUAGUUAGACGUUUUUUUAGACGUUAAUUGUAUAAUGACGUCACAAAUUAAUAGUACGAUGCAAUAUUAAACAA
Molecule: messenger RNA, 564 nt
Organism: Ipomoea triloba (trilobed morning glory)
Lineage: Eukaryota; Viridiplantae; Streptophyta; Magnoliopsida; Solanales; Convolvulaceae
Product: E3 ubiquitin-protein ligase SIRP1-like
Exons: 1
Coding region: 39-380 (113 amino acids)
Source: RefSeq, a predicted model, not a curated record